Messenger RNA from Symbiodinium necroappetens, 324 nucleotides. Lineage: Eukaryota; Dinophyceae; Suessiales; Symbiodiniaceae. The record is from the annotation of a GenBank genome assembly.
AUGUCGGCGCAGAACCAAAGGUUUCCGUUUGGCAGACUUACAGGACUGGAGGAAGGGUUUGCUGCAAGAGCGGUUUCUGGUGGAGAACCAGACACACAGCCAAAGCGCCCCAGGAGCGCAGGACCAGGAACUCGGCCAGUUGGCGGGCCGCGUUGGCGCGUCACGCCUCGGGUGCCGAGAACCUUCGAGUCCGUGAUUCGAUCGGGUGAGAGCUCAAGGCUAUUAGGCCCAAAGCACGACUCCUUUAAGGAGAAAGUGCAACAAGUGUUAGAGCAGGACAAGAGCAUCCGACAAGAGGACGACGGCACGGUGCAACAAUGCUAA